UUUUCUCUCCCACAAACAGAUUUUCUUCGUCACUGGCACACUGCUCAAAUUUUCAGUGAAAAAGAAUGGGUUAGGUUUUCACAUUUGGCGGGAAAGCAGGGGAAGGAGAGUGAGAGUGAGAGAAAUGGCGAACAUGGUAAUCAGCGAGAUGGACCUGCCCAGGUGGAUCGCCAACAUAUUCGCAGCUCGUAACAUCAUCACCGCCAAGGAUGCGUUAUCUUUAACUGAAUUUGAGUUGAUGGAGUUCUUAGAUGUGGGGUUGGCAGAAGUAGCAUCUGCAGUAGCGCACAUCAGUGAAAUCGUGUGUCCACCAUAUCAAACAGCAUUAUCUCUGAUGGAGCAGCGGGUUCAAAAUGAGCACUUGGCUGGCCAUCUUCCCACACGUCUGAAAGGAUUAGACGAAGCCUUAUGUGGUGGAAUACCAUUUGGUGUUUUGACAGAGUUGGUUGGUCCAGCAGGAAUCGGCAAAACACAAUUUUGCUUAAAGCUCUCUUUAUUGGCUUCGCUACCUGUGAGUUAUGGAGGCUUAGAUGGUCGUGUAAUAUAUAUUGAUGUAGAAUCCAAAUUUAGUUCAAGAAGGAUGAUAGAAAUUGGAAUGAAAAGUUUCCCGGAAAUAUUUCUCAUGAAAGGCAUGGCACAGGAGAUGGGUGGUAGAAUCCUUGUUUUGCAUCCGACAUCAUUGUCUGAGUUCACAGAGAGUCUGCAACAAAUCAAGGUUUCACUCCUCCAACAUCAAGUGAAGUUGCUAGUAAUUGAUAGCAUGGCUGCUCUUGUUUCAGGGGAAUAUGAGCAAGGGGCGCCCAGGCAACAUGCAUUGGGUUGGCAUGUUUCUUUUAUCAAGUCACUUGCUGAAUUUUCACGAAUUCCUAUUGUGGUGACAAAUCAAGUGAGAUCUCAAAGCCGUGAUGAGGCCUGCCAGUAUUCUUUUCAAGUGCAAAGCUGGGAUGAAACCAAAGAUGAUCGCAUGAGAUAUGACUCUCAUCUUGUUGCUGCUUUGGGAGUUCACUGGGCUCAUGCUGUGACAAUUCGUCUUGUGCUUGAAUCUAAAUCAGGUCAGAGGUUUAUCAAGGUGGCAAAAUCUCCAAUAUCACCACCUCUGGUUUUCCCUUUUAACAUAACUUCAUCAGGGAUGUCAUUGCUAAGUGAUGAUGGAUUUGAGCUGACAGGGCCAGAUAUAAGCACAAUUCACUGUCAAGGCCACAAUGACAUUAUCAAUUUUGUCGGGGAAAGCUUGCAGUGAUCAAUCAGGACAGAAGCUGCACUGGUAAAAUUUUAGGUUUCAAAAAUAGUGAGAAUAAUUGUCUGGAUAUAUCUAUACAUACAUGUUGCUCUACAGUCUACUGAUGAUCCUGUUGAAAUGGGCCGAAAGUUAAGGGAGAUAGAUGCCCACAACUGCCACCCAUGUCAGUCUAAGCCUGAGCGAAAGUUUCAUGUCGUUUCUCUAGUAAUCUGAGAGAGAAUUGGAUUUGUUUAGACAAUGUAUAGUUAGUAAACAAUUUUUGCAGUGGCUAGUAAAUUUUGUUCAAACGGCAAUAGAAUGGUUGUUCUUUUCUCUUUU
Molecule: messenger RNA, 1558 nt
Organism: Alnus glutinosa
Lineage: Eukaryota; Viridiplantae; Streptophyta; Magnoliopsida; Fagales; Betulaceae
Product: DNA repair protein RAD51 homolog 2
Exons: 13
Coding region: 125-1240 (371 amino acids)
Biological process (GO): double-strand break repair via homologous recombination
Cellular component (GO): Rad51B-Rad51C-Rad51D-XRCC2 complex; replication fork
Molecular function (GO): ATP-dependent DNA damage sensor activity; ATP binding; four-way junction DNA binding
Source: RefSeq, a predicted model, not a curated record